AUGGGGUUCCACGCAAUGAAGUAUGGAGAUCCUACAGCGAAGGGGAGGUUCAGUGAUGCAAGUCAAGAAGACUCUGAUACGGACUGCCAUCCAGGCUGGUACCCACUAUUGAAGCCACAUUUGUUGGAGAGGCCUGUCAGCCAACAGUCGUCCUGCGUGUCAUGGCAGUCCACGGAGAGAGGGGUGAUGAAUCGAAGCGGUAACGAUACAACACUGACAGAAACGAAGCAUACAGGCGUAUCUUCCAAUGUGCAAACAAGCGGAUCCAAGCCUCGAACGGAAGAGCUGGAAGUAUGUGGACCGAGUGAUGCCAAGUCUAUUCCGAGUGUCAAUAUGCCAAGUCCAGCGCCGGUGGCUAUAAACAUUCCCGUAUUCGACCCUAAAGCCUAUGGGGACCCAACCAGAAGAGUCUCAAGUCAGCGAGCGAAUGAAACAAGAAAAAGCGAACAAGAGCUGAGAUCUCCCUCUCAACGCAACCCAGACGCAGCAGUACCAUCAGAGAUCACGGCAAAUUCAAGGUUGAACCACUUCAACGCCGAAGCAAAUCCUCUAGGUUCUCAAAAUUCGGCACCUCUUGUCACUACUUCAUUACCCUCGUUUCAGGCCCCGAAUGAACACUCCACCAAAGUUCACCCAACUGAGGAGUGGACGUCAGACGACAAAGUGAAUGAGCACCAAAGCCGCAGUGAGUCGACAAUCAGUCAGAUGAAUUCUGCAAAGAAAUCCGGGUCGUUGCCUCGCCCUGAGACCUUCGAGACUCUCAAGCAAGGUAGCGAGACCCCCGAGCAGCUUAUCGCUCGCCUCCAAGCAGAACGAUCUCGCGAAGCGUUUCAGCGUCUCAAGCGGAAAGACCAUGGUGAGAGCAUCACUACAACGGCUCUCACUACCCUAGACCUCCUUCGGAAACCCCUCCCACCCGAUUCAGAUGGACUUCGGCAGAGAGACGCCGUCUUCCCAGCGAGCUCCCUUCCUGAUUACAAUCCAAAUCGCUCAAAGGACCAAUGUAUCCCCAACGGAGGUUGCUUGUCAAGCAUCAACCCUACGGAGUCAAAGCAAGAGGGAAAGGCGAAGAGAUGGUCGGACACGAACGAAAUGAAUCCCGUACAGUGGAGCAAUGCUGGAGACUGCGAAGAACCGGAAAGCGAUAACGACUCGACAAGACCCAUGGCCCGUGGCUUUGGCCGACUCAUUCGUAGCCGCAGCCCUCGAGGGCCCGAGGACGGAAUUGCAGGAUGGGAUGGCAACUUUAAGCCACCUCCCCUCGAUUGGGAGCACCGUCCUUCUUUCUACAACAAUACCCCGGAGUACAUCAACGGUUUCAGCAGCUGGCUCCAAGAAGCUUCAAUGAAGACCAUGUCGCAGGGCCCGGAGGUCGAGUUCUCAGCCAUGCCCAUAGAAGAGGUCCAAAAUAUUGACAACCACGCUGAUGGCAUUGGCUUUACGUCGAAGGAAACGAUGAUUGACAUAAACAACGCAGCCCGCUACGGCUUCAAAAUUGCCGAUCUGGCAACGUGGAAUGCAAAGCAACCCCCGGACUUUGACAGCGACGCGAAGCUCGACCUCUCCAAUCUCGAAAACGCUCAGUAUAAGGACGAGACAGCUCAGGCGUUCAUCGAUAAACGCAUGGAAUACUUGCAACGUGCGAUAAGAGAAGCAAAAGUGAAUGUGGAGCCGCGAGUUCCAGUCGAACCUGAGGACGGUAGAGUUGGUGAAGAAGAAAUCCCGCAAGAAGAAGAAGAGCCCCCUACUCCGAUAACGACCAGGAACAUCUAUCUUCGCCCCGCUGUUACUUCGGACGUCCCAGGUAUGAAAGCAAUUCUCAACUGGCACAUUACCCAUGGCAUCCGUCCCUCGGAACUGGCUGAGAUUAGCGACGACGACAUGCACCAGCGAUUCGACCUCUCAACGCAAGCUCGUUUACCAUUCAUUGUCGCCGUGGAACGCAGCCGUAAGAACACCCGCUCCAAAUCUCGGAAGGGCCCGAGGGUCAAUCCCAAUCAUCCCAUCCAAAACAUCGAUCCUGAAUACAAUGGCGUGGUAAAAGACGAAUCCAUCGUCGGCUGGGCUUCCGCCACAGACUGGGCCGCGUGUGAUUACGUUGAAACCAUCACAGCGGAACUGGAGUUGUAUGUGGCAGCCUCUCAUCGCCAAUCAGGCGUAGGACGAUGCUUGAUGGACGCUCUCCUAGAUGCUACGGACCGCGGUUAUUUCAAGAAAGGCGGCUAUGACUUUCGAGUUGCGCCGGAGAUGAGGCAUUUGUACAGUGGUGGCGGUGGACGUGAUCUGCACAAGUUGGUCUUUCAAGUGCGCAGCUUCAACAAACCCAUGUCCCCGCAGCGGCUUGACCGACUUCGGGGAGCAGCUCAGAUACAAGCUGAUCCUCCUGUCACUCAGUAUGGCUGGGUCAGUCGCAAUGGAAAGGCGUCAGAAAAGAAUUCAUCCUCUGCGAAUGGUCAUCAACCACGAAAGCGAAAGGAUUACUCCAAAGCCGCAAGACUCGAUGACCGCGAAGAUGACUACGAAAUGUGGCUGAAAGACUGGCUCGAGAAACAAGGCUUCGAAGAGGAAGCGCAUCUGAAGAAACUAGGGACAAAGAAAGGGAGGUUCGUGGAUGUGAGAUACUUGACCCGUGAGACUCACUGGCAGCCCGUGGAUCAUCGAAUUCCGGACUUCUCGCAUGGUCUCUAA
Molecule: messenger RNA, 2688 nt
Organism: Fonsecaea multimorphosa CBS 102226
Lineage: Eukaryota; Fungi; Ascomycota; Eurotiomycetes; Chaetothyriales; Herpotrichiellaceae
Exons: 1
Coding region: 1-2688 (895 amino acids)
Molecular function (GO): acyltransferase activity, transferring groups other than amino-acyl groups
Source: RefSeq, a predicted model, not a curated record